Molecule: messenger RNA, 2361 nt
Organism: Linum tenue
Lineage: Eukaryota; Viridiplantae; Streptophyta; Magnoliopsida; Malpighiales; Linaceae
Source: the annotation of a GenBank genome assembly
AUAGAUUGCCAUUAUAUAAACCUUGUCCCCAACCUCCAGAGAACCUUCAUCCUACUUCCAUUUUACAAAAUAAAUAAAUAAGUUUUAAGUUUUUUCUCUUCCCCCUUAGUUAAUAGUUUCCCCGUUCGUCGUCUGAUUCUAUAAAAGAAGGAGCAAUUGAAACUGCGCUCUGCUUUUUUAUAGUAUCAGACGGCGAAUAGACAAAAUCCUUCGUCCCAAACAAAGCUCCCUAUUGAAAUCUUAACAGAAGAAGAAAUGGCAUUAAACGUGGCUCACCAGAUCGGAGCCCUCGUCGGGGCUCCAAUCCGAGCCGAGGCCGCCGUGUCUUCGGGCGAUUCGACGCUUGCAGCGUCGGUGUGGCAAUCUCCGGCGCCAAUCAAUUGCAAGAUCCAGAAGGAAGACGGAGGAGCGGAGCAGAGGUCGCACCCGGCCAGCCCCUGCAAAUCCCCCAUCAUCGGCGGCGGCGCGAGGCCAGAUCUGUCCGCCGCGUGCCUCGCCUUCGCGGCGGAGAGCGACGAGCUGUUGGUGCACGAGGAAGGAGGCAGGAGCAAGAAGGGCGGGAAGGGGGUUCCGGUGUUCGUGAUGAUGCCGCUGGACAGCGUGACGAUGAAGAACACGGUGAAUCGGAGGAAGGCGAUGAAUGUCAGCCUGCAGGCGCUGAAGAGCGCCGGCGUGGAAGGGAUUAUGAUGGACGUGUGGUGGGGUUUGGUGGAGAGAGACGCUCCCGGGGUUUACAAUUGGGGAGGUUACUCCGACCUUCUGGAGAUGGCCCAGCGCCAUGGCCUUAAGGUCCAGGCCGUCAUGUCGUUUCAUCAGUGCGGUGGCAACGUCGGUGAUUCCUGCAACAUUCCUUUGCCCAAUUGGGUUGUGGAGGAGGUCAACAAUGACCCAGAUCUUGCUUACACGGAUCAAUGGGGAAGGAGGAACUACGAGUACUUGUCGCUCGGAUGCGAUACGCUUCCAGUUCUUAAAGGUCGAUCGCCUGUGCAAUGCUACUCCGAUUUUAUGCGUGCAUUCAGGGACAACUUCCAACACCUUCUUGGCGACACCAUUGUGGAAAUUCAAGUAGGGAUGGGUCCUGCUGGUGAGCUCCGUUAUCCAUCCUACCCAGAGAAAGAUGGUAUCUGGAGAUUCCCCGGCAUUGGGGCCUUCCAAUGCUACGACAAGUACAUGCUCAACAACUUGAAAGUUGCAGCUGAGGCCGCUGGCAAGCCACAAUGGGGGAACAGUGGCCCGACUGAUGCAGGAGAAUACAACAACUGGCCAGAAGACACUCGAUUCUUCCGCAAAGAAAAUGGUGGUUGGAACAGCCCCUAUGGCGAAUUCUUCCUCAACUGGUACUCCCAGAUGUUGUUGGACCACGGCGAGAGGAUCCUGUCAUCAGCUACAUCCUUAUUCAGCAAUGCAGGCACAAAGAUCUCGGCCAAAGUAGCAGGAAUCCACUGGCACUACGGCACUCGCUCCCACGCACCAGAGCUCACGGCGGGUUACUACAACACCAGGUACCACGACGGGUACCUUCCGAUCGCCCAAAUGCUGGCUCGCCAUGGCGCGGUAUUCAACUUCACCUGCAUCGAGAUGAGGGACCACGAGCAGCCCCAGGACGCGCUCUGUGCGCCCGAGAAGCUCGUGAGGCAAGUGGCUCUGGCGACCAAGGAGGCUGGAGCCCCGCUGGCAGGGGAGAACGCGCUGCCGCGGUACGACGACUACGCACUCGAGCAGAUCAAGGAGGCCGCGGCACUGAACGUUGGCGAGAAAGCAGAUGAGGACGAUGAGAUGUGUGCAUUCACGUACCUGAGGAUGAACCCGACUCUGUUCGAGCCGGAGAAUUGGAGACGGUUUGUGGGCUUUGUGAAGAAGAUGAAGGAAGGGAAAUGUGGGGAUCGGUGUUGGGAGCAGGUUGAGAGGGAUGCCGAACAUUUUGUGUAUAUCAGUCAGCCGUUGGUACAAGAGGCUGCUGUUGCUCUUGCCCACUAGUUUGAGAAAUGGAGGGCAAGAAUACUUUUGUGAUUAUGCACUAGAUGUUUGACUUCUUUCUUUCUUUCUUCUUUUUUUGUAUAAUUUUUUCCUUCUAUAAAUGGAAGUGUAACACCCCGAAUUACAUUUAUCUUGGCGUUUCCCAAAUUUCCCUUCCCAAUCAUAAUUGCACUACAGAUGCAACCACCCACAAGAAGCCUUUUCACUCCCAUUCCCUUAUCCCACCAUUCUCGUGACCGCCAUUAUUAGUGACAGCAAGGUAGACAAGAAAAUAUAUUAUUUCCCAAGAUUCAAUCACCAUAGUUAACUAAUGGACAUCAUUCUUGCAUCGUAGCUUUGUCGGCCAAGGUGCGAGGUGAUCGAAUGACGAUCUAAGCAAGGAAU